AUGAUUCACAAGGUGUUACAGGAGGGUCAUCCAAAUACCCUCAAGGAUGCUUAUAGGAAUAAGGACUUCUUAUACUCCUUAUCAACUGUCUUCUCCAGUUCAUCAAGUUAUGGUCGGUUGAUUAAUCAUUAUGAUCGAUUUUUGAUGCGGAAGCUUGAUUUCCACCGAAAUAACCAAGGCUUCAAUGGAAUUUUCGAGUACGAGGAGUACAUCUCAUUGCGAAGCGUGAAUGACCCGAACGAGGGCUAUGAGUCAAUUUUACAAUUGAUGGAUCUCCAGGAUCUAAUCAAUGAUCUCCAAAAACUCAUAUUUUCUACUGUGCAGCAAACUCCGAAUAAUUUGUGCAAAGUGUCUGCGCUCGUUCCACUUAUUUCUGAGUCUUACGGCAUCUACAAGUUCUUGACAUCAAUGUUAAGAGCAAUGUAUCAACAAUUGGGGUCCGAUGAGCUUUUGACUGCUCUAUUUGAGAGGUUCAAUUCUCAACACUUUUAUCUUCGCGAAUUCUAUGCUGAUUGCCAAGCUAUCAAGUUUUUGACAAGCUUGAUAACUAUACCAAAAAUUCCGGGUUCUCCACCCAACUUGAUGCAAUCCGAGGAUGGCAAAUCAUCCACCUCAAGGGUCGCCGAAGAGCCAGUGUUGUCAUCUCAGCAAACCUCCGUUUAUGAUGCGCCAGUGGUCCCUCCUUCGGCAGAGGAGUUCAACCAAUCAAGUCUCCUCGAGGAGCAAAAGUUCCAGCAAGAACAAUUACAGAGAGAACAACAGGAAUUAGAGCUUCAGAGACAGAAUCAAAUUCAAGAGCAGCUCCGUCGUCAGCAAGAAUUCGAACGUCAAAAACUCGCUCAAGAAGAGAAUAAUCUAAGAGAGCAGCAAAUGUUAAGACUUCAGCAAACGAAUGCCCAAAAUUCCAGAGUGUCCGAGCUAGAAAAUGAUCUUGUCAUGUUCAAGAAUCAGUUUGACAAUGACCAAGCUUUACUUCAGCAGUAUGACUCGAGGGUAAAAGCGUUGGAGACCGAACUUCAAAGCAUCAAUCAAACAGCAUCUGAACAACUUGCUUCCAAAGAUGAACAGAUCAGUAACAUUGAGGAACAAGUAACCAAUUGGGCGAAAAAAUACGAAGCUUUGGCAAAGCUUUAUUCGCAAUUGCGUUCGGAGCACUUGAACUUACUUUCGAAAUUCAAAAAGAUUCAGCAAAAAAUCAACAGUGCACAGGAGUCCAUCGUGAAAAAGGAGAAGUUUGAGAAGGAAUUGAAACAAAAGAACCUCGAGCUUGCGGACCUCAUAAGAGAAAGAGAUCGUGCAAGAUUAGAUCUUGACAGAUUACGAAUCACCAAAGAUCAGGAGAUUGACAAAUUGAAAACUCAACUGCGCGAAAUCUCAUCUCGGUAUGCGGAUAGUGAUGAAACUUCGACGAAGAAGUUGCAAUCAAUCAAAGACCAAUAUGAAGGGGAUUUAGCCGCCUUGAACAAGCUUCUUAAAGAGAAGGAAGGUCAGUUGAUUGACUUAGGCAGCCAAUCAGCACUCAGAGAAAAGUUGAAGGAAAAGGAAAUCGACUUGGAAAUCGCUCAAGAAUCGUUAGACAGUGCUUUGAAAGAGUUGUCAAUCAGCUCUCAGGGUCCAAGUGUUAAACAGUUGUGGGCUCUAUUGAACAUAAUCUUAGCCAAUAAUGUGCGCAGGGUUCAAGAUACCAGGUAUGAUCUUGGGUCACCAAUGCAAACGGGAAAUGUCAAUGCUACACCAAACUAUCUUCUUUCAGUUUUGGACCUUUGCUCCGACACUGCCACGGACUUUGCUCUGGUGUUCAACAAUUUCCUUGCUGAGGGUCCUCAACUAACCGAUGAGGAUGAUGAUAGCCUGACAUUUUCAAGCGUUAUCCUCACCAGUUCUGAGUUGGCAUCAUCUCUCAACGAUUUGAUGCUUAACAUAAAGGGCAUUUCGAAAAACAUCCCAACUGAGGACGAGCAAGUUGUCAUUCAACUUAUGGAAAAUCUUCUCGCAAAAGCCGAAGACCUUUUCCUAAGCCUCACAUCUGAUUCAUUGGACGCCCUCGAUGACGAGGACGAGAAAAUUGAUCUAGUGAUCGAUUACAACGUUCAAUUUCAACAUUCUUUGAAAGAAUUAUCUGUUGCUAUCGAAGGCAUCCAACCACGUCAUUCCUUAUCUCUUAAGAGAGGAAACAUUGAAGAUGUGGUCGAUGAAGAGAUGGAGGAGGCUGCGAGACAGAUAAAUGCAGCGAUGGAAUUCCUCGGCAAACUUCAACUGCAAAAAAUAGAGGGCAGUGAUUUGCAGGUACAUCAGGCAAUUGUGGCAGCUGCUAUGAGCGUUACACAGGCUGUCACAGUACUCAUCAAGGCGUCGAUCGACUCUCAACGUGAGAUUGUCGCUAGAAACAAGGGCACUCAAACAGUACGGGAGUAUUACAAGAAAAAUAACAGAUGGACGGAAGGACUUGUUAGCGCGGCCAAAGCCAUCGCAGGGGCAACGAAUAUCUUGAUCGAGACAGCUGAUGGAGUGUUGAGGGCAAAAAACUCUCACGAGGAAUUGAUUGUCGCCUGCAAUGAAGUCGCUGCUUCGACUGCUCAACUUGUAGCCGCGUCUCGAGUCAAGGCUAACACCAUGUCAAAGACACAAGACCGACUCGAAUCAUCAUCUACAAAGGUGAAUUCAGCCUGCAAAUCAUUGGUCAAUAAAGUGCAAGCGCUUCUCUCCCAAAGCAACGAGGAUCAAUCAAAUAUUGAUCUAAGCCAAUUAACUCCUUAUGAAGGAAAGACCUUGGAAAUGGAACAACAAGUCCAAAUUUUGAAACUUGAAAACGCACUUCAAGCCGCAAGAAAAAGGCUUGCCGAUAUCAGAAAACAUGGAUAUCGUGAUGAUGACGAUUCUGAAUAG
Molecule: messenger RNA, 2886 nt
Organism: Candidozyma duobushaemuli
Lineage: Eukaryota; Fungi; Ascomycota; Pichiomycetes; Serinales; Metschnikowiaceae
Gene: SLA2
Product: Sla2p
Exons: 1
Coding region: 1-2886 (961 amino acids)
Biological process (GO): actin filament organization; clathrin coat assembly; endocytosis
Cellular component (GO): actin cortical patch; clathrin-coated vesicle
Molecular function (GO): actin filament binding; phosphatidylinositol-3,5-bisphosphate binding; clathrin-cargo adaptor activity
Source: RefSeq, a predicted model, not a curated record